Molecule: messenger RNA, 1701 nt
Organism: Thamnophis sirtalis
Lineage: Eukaryota; Metazoa; Chordata; Lepidosauria; Squamata; Natricidae
Source: RefSeq, a predicted model, not a curated record
AUGGUGGUUCUGGCCUUCAUGGCCACCAAGCCAGGAAACAGGGCAAGGAAAUUCUUAGGAAAACCACUGACCAACUCCAUUGUCUUAGCCUGUCCCCUGGUCCAAGCACUUAUUUGCACCAUCUGGCUGGAAGUCUCCCCUCCGUUUCUCAACGUGGACUUCCACUCCUUGGCAGGAGAGACUAUCUGGGAAUGUAAUGAAGGCUCAGCUUCAAUGUUUUAUACUGUCCUCACCUACUUGGGUUUCUUGGCCAUUGUCAGUUUCACGGUGGCCUUUCUGGCUAGGAAAUUGCCUGACAGCAUUAACAAAGCCCAGUUCAUUACUUUUACCAUGCUGUGGAACUGGGUUGGGCUGAUUGCCUCUAAAGAUGACAGUGGAGAACGUUCCAUCUCAUCUCUGAUGCCAAUGCUGAAGGAGAAGGAGAUCUGCGUGGUCUUCACAGCAAUGAUUCUUCCCUAUUUGAGGAACAUCCAGUUCAACAACAAUGUUGGAGAGGAAGUCUCCUUCUCAGAAGAUGGACUGGAGUCUUCUCAUUAUGAUCUUCUCAACUGGGUUUUCUUCCCCAAUCUUUCUUUGGUCCCCAGGAAAGUUGGUGGAAUCGAUCCCAGGGUUUCCUCAGGCCAGGAUUUCACCAUUAACUCCAAUUCAAUCAUCUGGGACACAAGGAAGGUGCCCUUUGCCAGGUGUGGCAAGAAGAGGUGCCAGGCAGGAGAGAGGAGAAGAGUUCCGGAGGGCCAGCAGGUCUGCUGCUACCUGUGUGAUGCUUGUCCAGAAGGGACCAUUUCUAAUGAGACAGAUGCAGCCCAGUGUGAUCCUUGCCCAGAAGACCAAUAUCCAAACCAGGAGAAGAAUCACUGCAUUGUGAAGAAGGUCCACUUUCUUGCUUAUCAAGAUAACAUGGGAUACGCUUUAGUUUCUCUCACUCUUUUAAUCUCUGUGAUCACUUCUGCAGUCCUGGUGAUUUUCCAUAAAUAUCGUGACACCCCAAUUGUCAAGGCCAACAACCGAGAUCUCACUUACAUCCUCCUGGUCUCCCUCCUUCUCUGUUUCCUCUGCUCCUUCCUCUUCAUUGGUCAACCAGGAACCAUCACCUGUCUCUUCCGACAAACUUCCUUUGCCAUUUUCUUUGCCCUUGCAGUUUCCUCUGUCUUGGCAAAAACUGUCAUGGUGGUUCUGGCCUUCAUGGCCACUAAGCCAGGGAACAAGACAACAAAAUUCUUAGGUAAACCACUGACCAACUCCAUUGUCUUAGCAUGUCCCCUGAUCCAGGCAGUUAUUUGUGUCACCUGGCUGGCAAUUUCUCCCCCAUUUCCCAACAUGGACUUCCACUCCUUGGUGGGAGAGAUUAUCUUGGAAUGUAAUGAAGGCUCAGCUUUUAUGUUUUAUGCUAUCCUUGCGUACCUGGGUUUCUUGGCCCUUGUCAGUUUCACCAUGGCAUUUCUAGCUAGGAAAUUGCCUGACAGCUUUAAUGAAGCCAAGUUCAUUACUUUUAGCAUGCUGGUCUUUUGCAGUGUUUGGAUCACUUUCAUCCCAACCUAUUUGAGCACUAAAGGGAAAUCCAUGGUGGCCGUGGAGAUCUUCUCCAUCUUGGCUUCUGGAGCUGGUCUUUUGGCAUGUAUCUUUUUUCCCAAAUGCUUCAUUAUCCUACUAAGGCCCCAUCUCAAUUGUAGAGAAAAUAUAAUGAAGCACAAGAAUUUCUGA